AUGAGCUCACCGAAAUUCGUAGAAAAUGAGAACGCAAUCUCAAGGAGAGAGCCUUACGGAAACUCCGGUAACGGCUGCGGCGGCUUACAUUCACCGCCGGCGACGUCGCUGAAGAUCAGAAGAGACUCUCACUUCAUCAAGAAACCGCCGUCUCCGUCGUCUUCUUCCGCCGUUGCCGUUGCGAAGCCACGUCAUCCGGUGAUCAUCUACACCCACUCCCCGAAAGUCAUACACACCAACCCUAAUGAUUUCAUGGCCCUCGUCCAAAAACUCACCGGAAUGUCACCUUCCGACGUCGAUUCCGCUGGCAUAGAUCGCCGGAGUAAACCGCUGGAGACGGUCGUCUCCGAUCACGGAGAGGACAACAAAAACAGCGACAUUAAUCAUCAUCAUCAUCAUCAAGGAUACGACAAUAACAGCAAUGGCAACGGCUGCAACAAGAGGUGCACCGGCAAUCGGAGGGGCAUUUUCGUAAAUGACAGAGAAUCGUCGUCGGUGAUAACGACGGAGGAGAGCAUCGGAGAACAAGGGCAGGUGAGUUUAUCGUAUUGCUCGUUGGCGGCGAUUCCUCCACCGUCGCCGGCGAUGUUGGAUGCGGUGGCGUUGUCGGCUCCGGGGAUCAAUUACGGCGCGUAUUUGUCGACGAACCCGUCAGAUGGAUCGUUGGGGAAUUACGAAAUGGAUCCGUUGUUCUUAGCUCCCAUUCCCACUAUGAGGAUCUCUUCUUCUUCUUCUUCCUCUCAUGGGUUCGAUGGCUUGUCGGAGUUUCGCGAGUAUUAGAGUUCCGAUGAGAAUAAAUAAAUUACAUCUUUUUUUUUCUA
This is a messenger RNA of Tarenaya hassleriana, 821 nucleotides long. RefSeq names its product VQ motif-containing protein 20-like. The record is from RefSeq and is a predicted model, not a curated record. The coding region runs from base 1 to 780 and encodes 259 amino acids. NCBI's taxonomy places the organism in Eukaryota, Viridiplantae, Streptophyta, Magnoliopsida, Brassicales, Cleomaceae. Gene Ontology annotation, cellular component: nucleus. The transcript has a single exon.